Molecule: messenger RNA, 639 nt
Organism: Haemonchus placei
Lineage: Eukaryota; Metazoa; Nematoda; Chromadorea; Rhabditida; Trichostrongylidae
Source: the annotation of a GenBank genome assembly
AUGGAUCUCGAAAGCCUGACAAAGGAACUGACUGGACUGCUCGUUGCCGGUGAUCGGAUACGGAGCCUGCAAGCAUGCUAUAGCGAUGUUUGUGCUGAAGAAUGUUUACUGAGUGAAGUUAAAAACCAUUUGGCAAAUUGCCAGAAAACUGAAGAGGAUCUCGAAAAUGAACGGAAAUCUCAUGCAGAGGAGCUCAGACAGAUAAAUCAGGACAUUAAUCAGUUGGAGGAUAUUUUGAAGACGUUACGGUCGGAACGCGAAACAAAACGAGCCAGACUAACGCGACGUAUGGACGAGUUACGGGUAGCAAUGAAUCGGGCCAACGAAAGUAUACGGGCUGCCGAUAUAAUCAGUAUUUCGUUUGAAGAAACCGAUGGUAUACCUAAAGAGCUAUUGGAAAGUUUAUUUGCUCAAAAUCCUGCCAAACAUUCGAUCGCAUCGUUGUCACUUCUUGGAUCUCAAUUUCCUUGGACAUCAGCGCUGUCGAUGAUAUCAAAAGCACCAGCUCCUGAAGCCAAUAAAAUGAAGACGUGUGAGAGCUGUGGUGCACAGAUUCAUCGAAAUGCUCCCACAUGUCCUAUGUGUAAGACCAGAAGUCGGAGUAAAAAUCCUAAACGAUCGAAAAAGAAGGACGGUUGA